This is a messenger RNA of Saccharomycopsis crataegensis, 1155 nucleotides long. RefSeq names its product HSP70/90 family co-chaperone CNS1 (gene CNS1). Lineage: Eukaryota; Fungi; Ascomycota; Saccharomycetes; Ascoideales; Saccharomycopsidaceae. Gene Ontology annotation, biological process: protein folding. Gene Ontology annotation, molecular function: Hsp70 protein binding; Hsp90 protein binding. The coding region runs from base 1 to 1155 and encodes 384 amino acids. The record is from RefSeq and is a predicted model, not a curated record. Gene Ontology annotation, cellular component: nucleus; cytosol. The transcript has a single exon.
AUGCCAGCUCCUAUGCUUCCGGGCCAACUGGCCUCUAAGAAAUCAUCUGGGAAAUUAGAUCCCCAACUACCACCCCAGCUUCAACAAGAUAAGAGUAAGGAUAUGGACGCACUUGUGGCAGAAUUGAACAAAACUCCGUUCUUCAUGACAAAAUACGACGAUCAAGAUGGUGAUAACGAGGCUCUUGAGGCGUUGAAGGCUCUUGCCUAUGAAGGUGAGCCAGAUGAAGUGGCAACAAACUUUAGAAACCAGGGGAAUGAACAUUACCGGGAAAAGCUGUACCAUAAUGCCAUUGAAUUUUACACCAAGGGAAUAGACGUCAAGUGUGGGAUAAAAGAUAUCGACUCCAAGUUGUAUUUGAAUAGAGCUCAAUGUAAUUUGGUGCUAAAGAAUUAUAGAAAAUGUAUCAAUGAUUGUCAGAAAGCGCUUCAGUUGGACCCAGCAUUGGUCAAAGCGUAUUUUAGAAUGGCGAAAGCGUUUUUAAAGAUUCAAAAAUAUCAAGAAGCCCAUGACGCCGUUGAAUUUGGGUUGAAACUUCUGCCAGAGGACAAGGAAAUGAAAUUGAUUCUCAAACAGGCGGAUGAUAAAAUUAAUGAAGCCAGAGAACGUGAAGAAAAGAAUGAAAAAGAAUACAAGACUUUCCUCGAAGCAAUGAAGGUACGUGGGAUGAGUUUAGUAUUCACCAAGGAUUCUGGUGACAAUUACAAGAAGUUUAGGUUAGAGGAUAAGUUUGACAUUGAGUCGCAGUUUAUUUUCGAUGGGAUCAUUGAGUUUCCAAGCUUGGAGUAUAAUUGCUACAUUGACAAAGUUGGUGAAUUGUCUAGUAUCGUUGAAAUGUUGAGCAUUCCUUACAUGUCUGCUCCAGAAAAUUUUGCCAACCAUCCUGAAUUGUCGAUUAAAAACGUCCAGGUUUACAUGGAAACCAUUAGCGGGGGUCUCAUCAAGGCGGGAAAGAAGAAAACCAUUAAUGAAUUGAUCACUCUACAAACCCCGCAAAUCCCAAUCAUUGACUGGAUUGUGAGACUUUAUGUGGUGUCAAAGGAUGGAGCUGACGAAUUCAUCAAAAGAUGGAAUAAAAAGGAGAGAUUAGAUAAUAGAAGGUCUCUGAAUGAGAUAAAUUUGAGAACUGGGGAGUUGGUUGAUAGAGAUAAUUAA